CAGCACUUUCGCCUCAGUUAUCGUGGCCAUCUUCAUACGAUCGACAGUGUGAGUUUCAGACAAAGAUGGGUCAAAUUCAAAGCGAUGAAGAUGAGGAAGUGGAACUAGCAGACAUCCAGCCUCUUUAUACCAAAUUCAUGACGGUGUGCCCAAGCGGAGCCCUGCAUCUUCACGAAUUCCGCAAGAUCUUCGGAGUUCAGAGCACAUCAGAAGAUGAGGCUUUGUACAUGGAAACCCUCUUCAAAUCGUUUGACACAAACAGGGAUAAUGUUAUAGACUUUAUGGAAUUUGUAGCAGCAGUCCACCUGGUUCUGAGAGGAAAACUGGAGGACAGACUGAAAUGGUCUUUUAAAGUCUACGACAGAGAUGACAGCGGAAAGUUGGACAGACAAGAAGUCAAACGUGUUAUAAAGGUAAUUUGCCAACUUAAGAAAAACCACAUCCACAUGACGCCCAGCAACAUCUGCGACAGGAUUUUCGAACUUUUGGAUGAAAACAAUGAUGGUCAAAUAUCCCUGUCCGAGUUCAUGGAAGGGGCACAGAAAGAUGCCUGGAUUAUGGACCUCUUAAAACUGGACACUAAUGCACGGGUCUGGUUCAGGGAAAACUGGGGGAAAAAAACAUGAGUUUCCAGUAAGGUCAAGGCCCAUGGGGCAAAACCUGCGUGACCUUUUACAGUCCUUCAAAUGUUGGGGGCUGCGAAUGGGAGAGACCUGGUAUGGAGGUCAGAAAAUAUUUGCCUUCUGUACGUGCCUCAUCGUAAACACCAGUCUGCACAUGUAAAAGCGGCUGACAUUUUCUUCUUGGUGUGGUGCUGAUGCUGAUAUGUCGUUACCCAAGAAUGACAUCAAAAGCAUGGAUCAUAUGUUUAUAGAGGGGACUUCAAUUAUGAUCUGCAGUCAGCUUUACUAUUGAACCCGUUUAUAUCCUUUUCUAUAUAAGAAUAAUUUUUCUAUUAGUAUUAUAUAUUUCACAAUUAUGUCAUUAUCAGACUAUUUAGGUCUGUGC
Molecule: messenger RNA, 1008 nt
Organism: Carassius auratus (goldfish)
Lineage: Eukaryota; Metazoa; Chordata; Actinopteri; Cypriniformes; Cyprinidae
Product: guanylyl cyclase-activating protein 2-like
Exons: 4
Coding region: 66-626 (186 amino acids)
Biological process (GO): visual perception
Cellular component (GO): cone photoreceptor outer segment; photoreceptor inner segment
Molecular function (GO): calcium ion binding; calcium sensitive guanylate cyclase activator activity
Source: RefSeq, a predicted model, not a curated record